This is a messenger RNA of Fopius arisanus, 7058 nucleotides long. Its product is annotated as A disintegrin and metalloproteinase with thrombospondin motifs 9. Gene Ontology annotation, biological process: proteolysis; extracellular matrix organization. Lineage: Eukaryota; Metazoa; Arthropoda; Insecta; Hymenoptera; Braconidae. The record is from RefSeq and is a predicted model, not a curated record. Gene Ontology annotation, molecular function: zinc ion binding; metalloendopeptidase activity. Gene Ontology annotation, cellular component: extracellular matrix.
CGGAGCCAGACGGUUGUGACUCCCCUCUCGUCCUCAGUCUCACUGUCACACUCCAGUAUUCCAUACUGUCAUUGUUUUUUAUUUUGUUACUUAAAAAAACAAUUUACAGACAUAUAUCCAUUCUCCAAUCAUUCAUCACUGUCACCACCUACCAAAAUUCUUCCACUUCUCUCUCAUCGAUUGAGUUAUUUUCCAAAAUGAUGAUUCAAUCGAGGCAAUGAUUUUAUCCAUCAGCACUUUUUUUUCGAAUUUUUCAUUUUAAUCGAACGGAGAAUAAAUAAUAAAUCAGUGGAUUCAGUGAUUAUUUUUAAUGGUGUGCAGUGUUAUGUCGGGGGGACGAUAGAUUAUCGAACUGGCUCCCAUGCUCGACUCGUAGAAAAACACCAGAAAAUUAUUGAAGAGUUGAUUAUUAUUCUCAUAGAGAUGAUGAUGACGAGCGGUGAAUCUGCGUUUUGAUCAGUCGAUCUUGGUACUCUAUGAUAAUGACAAUGAUGAAAUCGUGACGCGAACAGGUGGUCAGAUAUUUGUCGCGGGUAACAAUGUCAAGGUGGUGAUUUUAAAGUUGAAAAAAAAAGGAGGGAAAAGUUUUUGAAAUGUCGAGACUAUCGAGUCGCGUAUCAUCGACCGCAGCCGGUCUCGCGAUCGUUCUGUUGGUUGUGUUUCUCGUGAUACUGUGGACCGGUGUUAAGACCACAGGAUCUGUGAAAAAUGAUGAGAAUCGGGUGAUAAAUACAUCCCGUCUGCAUCGAGAUUUCAAGGACAAUUUAAGGGUUGUUGAUGUGCAGGAGAAUGAUUCCGGUGGUGAAUCUCCGGAGAUCAAUGAUGUGGAGUCGGAAUUUCUUGGGACGGAACGGGGGGAUGAUACCAACAGAAGAGGUGGCUUUGAAUAUGUCCAACCAGUGAAGAUCAGCCAGAACCAGUAUGAGGAUCCUCAUUAUGAUCCUGUGGAGGAAGCACCGGCGCCACUUAUUGACGACAGUUCAUCGGGUAGAGUUUAUGUCGGCGAUCACAGACGUGAGCGGAGAGAAUUGACGGAGAAGAAUUUCCUGGAUAGAUCGGUUGAAGAGGCGUCUGACGAAGGUUUCGAGGAGUUUGUCGGUCAUUACGGUAGAUCAGACCCUCACGAGAUUCACUGGGAACGUCCGAGGAAUGGGGGAAGCUGGGAGGACGAGGGUUUUGAUGAUGGAUUUAGUAAUUGGCGAGCCAGGAGAGCACUGCCCAGAGAAUACUUUAUCGAGAUCAUGGUUGUUGCUGAUGCUAAAAUGGUGGAUUAUCAUGGGAGCAACCUUGUUGGGUACAUACUUGUACUUAUGAGCACGGUAUCUCGAAUCUACAAGGAUCCGUCGAUAGGCAAUCCCAUAAGCAUAGCCGUAACAAACAUAGUAAAAACCGACGAGAUAUUCGGUACAAAACGAACCGACAGUGAUGGAAUAGCAGCUGCUGACAUGUUGAAGAGAUUCUGUUACUGGCAGAAACGUAAUAAUCCAGAGGAGCCAUCACCGGAGCAUCACGAUGCUGCACUGCUCCUAACGAGGGAAAAUUUGUGCCAUAAUCUUCGGCUGAAGAGGUGUGACACGCUGGGUUUAGCUGAACUUGGGAGAAUGUGCUCGCCAGGAUCAUCAUGCGCAAUUGUACAGGACAAUGGUCUCGCUGCGGCCUUCACUAUUGCCCACGAGAUUGGACAUGUGUUAAGCAUAUCCCACGACGACGACUCCAAGUGCACGAAAUUCCGGAAUCGAUCAGGAGUGCACAAUGUGAUGUCUCGAAUGCUAGACGACAACACAUUUCCUUGGGAAUGGUCCAAGUGUUCUCGUCACUACGUCACGGAAUUUCUCGAGGCUGGCUCCUCCAAUUGUCUCCUGGACGAGCCCGACAACAUGAUUAGGUCCAUAGUCAGUCGACUGCCUGGUGAGGAUUAUUCUGAGAACGAACAGUGCGAACUUGUCUUUGGCCCGGGCUCAAAAAUCUGUCCGCAUAUGGAGAAUGAUGUGUGCAAGAGACUUUGGUGCACCGCGCCGUCCUGGAGCCAUCAAUCUCACUGUCAUACCCAACACAUGCCCUGGGCGGAUGGUACACCCUGUGGUAAUGGCAAGUGGUGUCACCGUGGUGAGUGCGUCUCCAAGAAAAAUCUAGCCCCAGUCGAUGGACAAUGGGGUGAAUGGGGGCCCUACGGAUCCUGCUCCAGGAGCUGCGGUGGAGGGAUUAAAAUCAAAGAACGCGAGUGCAAUAAUCCACCGCCCCAGAACAAUGGAAAUUACUGUAUUGGUGAACGAGUCAGGUAUCGCAGCUGUGGGACUAAAGAGUGUCCCUCUGGAUUUGUUGAUUUUCGUGAAGAGCAGUGCGCCAAUUUCAAUGAUAACAAUCUCAACAUCAAAGGGCUAGCACAUGAUGUCAAGUGGCACGCCAAAUAUAUCAAAAUUCCACCUGAAGAGCGGUGUAAACUCUACUGUCAAGUGGACAGCAAUCAGUACUAUAUGCUGAGGGAUAAAGUAAUCGAUGGCACACCAUGUGGACCCGACACCUUUCAUAUUUGCGUCAACGGGCACUGCAAACCAGCUGGCUGCGAUCACACACUGAAUUCCACCGCUGAGUUGGAUACUUGUGGGGUUUGUCGAGGAAAUAACAGCACUUGUCAGAGGAUUACUGGAUCGUACAACACCAGUGGAAUUUAUGGAUAUCGUAGAGUUGUCAAGAUCCCUGCUGGUAGCAGCUUCAUUGAUAUCAGGCAGGCUGGCUGGGGAGGACUCCAUAAUGAUACCAACUAUCUAGCAUUGAGACUUGGUGAAAAUGGUAAAUACAUACUGAACGGUAAUUUCAUGGUGAUGCAUCGAAAAGUUAUUGUUCUUCCGGGCUUGGCAAUCGAGUACAGUGGUCCAGGCCCUAAAAUCGAACGGCUGAACAGCUCCAGACCCAUCAACUUCGAUUUAAUUUUAGAGGUCCUAUCGGUGGGAGAUAUCAUGCCACCGCAAAUAACUUACGAGUACACGGUACCGAAGAGAAUACUGGACAGUUUUACAUGGAUUUUGAGUGAUUGGUCCACGUGUAGUCACAUGUGCCAGGGUAGUAGGCAACGUAGAGCAGAAUGCCGGAGUACAGAACAUAAAGACGUUGUGUCCGACGAUUACUGUCCACCGGAGGAACGUCCACAGGAAGAAACACAAAUGUGUAACAGCCACUGCAUUCUACAAUGGCAAGAAACAUCAAGAUCAGAAUGCUCGAAUCACUGUGGCCUGGGUACGCAAACAGUGACGACUCGUUGUGUCCAAACCCUGACAACAUCAACAAACCGAGCACCUCGUCAAUUUCCACCCCACGCCUGUUCCCAUUUGAAUCGUCCCAAGGAGUUGGUGUCCUGCACAGGGCCAUGUGAUGAUGCCCACUGGUCCUACUCUGACUGGGGAAGCUGCAGUGUCUCCUGUGGAGGAGGAAUACAAACGAGAACAGCAAAUUGCGUGGAUUCCAUGGGGAGAAAUGUGCCAGAUGACAAGUGCAGUAGCUCAAAAAAAAUUCUCGAAAGAUCGUGUGGGCAUGAGGCUUGUCCUCAGUGGGCCUUUGGCGAUUGGUCCCCUUGUUCCGAGAGCUGUGGAAUUGGAAAAAGAGCUCGUCCGUUCUGGUGUCAAGUGGAAAAUCGCGUGGUUAAUUCAUUAUACUGCACUGAUCAACUUCCAGCUGUUGUAAAACCCUGCAAUGCUGGACCCUGUCAUCGCUGGUCUACCGGAGAAUGGAGUCCAUGCUCGGUCACGUGCGGUGAGGGAACUCGAAGAAGAAAAGUCGCUUGCUUGAAUGCAGACGGAUCAACCGGAGAUCAAUGCGCUGCUUCUGAGAAACCAGAGGACUCAGAUAUCUGCAAAAUGGAAGUCUGUCCCACUGCUACGACUGUUCCUGGGGUUUAUUCCAAUGGGGUACACGGUGAACCGUCUCAGGAGGAGAACGAAGUCGACAGCAAUGGUAUCACCUUUCAUUCAGGAUAUGCUUGGCGAAGUGGAAAUUUCGGGGAGUGCUCACGAUCGUGCAAUGGUGGUUUUAAACACCGAAUUGUCCAGUGCACAUCUACAGAGACUCACACAGCAGCUCGAGAUGAUUACUGCGACUCUAAUCAGCGUCCAACGAGCACUGUACCAUGCAACAGACACGCCUGUCCCUUCUGGAACACCGGAGACUGGAGCCAGUGCAAUGUGGAAUGCGGCGAGGGCUACCAGCAUCGGCAGGUAGGCUGCCAGAGUCAGAGAGGUGAAACACUCCCAGAUAAGGAAUGCAGCAUCAUCGACAGACCGAAGCACGCAAAAAAAUGCCGGAAGGCACCUUGCGUGAUACAAAGAAAUCAUAAUUCUAAUUCCAAGGGUAAUCUACCCAGGAGAUGGCGCGUCUCCAAUUGGACUCCAUGUUCAAAAUCGUGUGGCGGUGGAAUAAAAACGCGAAGGGUGGAGUGUGUCAUGGGGACAGGAGAUAACGAGCAACUGGUAGAGGACGAGCAGUGCUCGAGACUCGGGCUAGCAAGUCCAAGAUCCCAGAGGCCCUGCCAACGUUUACCCUGUGACUUUACAUGGCAAGAGGGCAGCUGGUCCGAGUGCUCGAAAGACUGUGGAGCUGGCAUUCAGAGGCGAGCAGUGACUUGUCACAAAAUCAAUCGAUAUGGAUGGAUCGAUCCAGCACCAACAGACGGAUGUCCAUUGAGUGAUAAACCAAGAGGCGAGCAGACAUGUAAACUCCAGGACUGCAAUGAUAAAUUUUACUGGACUGCAGGCCCCUGGAGAAAAUGUAGCCAUCAGUGUGGGCGCAAGGGACGACAGAUACGCAGGCUAUUUUGUCACGACAAAAGUGGUAAAAGAGUGGGUAAAUUCAAUUGUCCAAUGGAAUUUAAACCACAGAGAAAACGCAAGUGCAACCAAAGACGAUGUGGUCCAUUGACCUGUCUCGAGGCACAAAAGAAAUUCAAAGCAACUGGAGAUGGUGAAUACACAUUGCUCAUUGGUGGUAAGAAUAUGUCGAUCUAUUGUCACGAUAUGUCGACAAGUGAGCCAAGGGAGUACUUGACGUUGCCAGCAGGAGACAGGGAAAAUUAUGCUGAAAUUUAUGACAAGAGAUUGUUGGAUCCCCGGACGUGCCCCUAUAAUGGAUUGAGGAACGAUAGCUGCGAGUGCGUCACAGAACGUGGAACUAUAUCAGGAAGAACUAUGUUUAAACGUGUCAGGAUUGAUGUGGCUAAAUUAAUUAUUAUAGCUGAUGAUUACACGUUCUCGUGGACCAAAGGAGCCAAACGAGUGGAGUAUGGCAAAGCUGGAGACUGCUACAGCACAGUCAAUUGUCCUCAGGGACGUUUUAGUAUAAAUUUGAGUGGCACUGCCCUCAAACUCACACCUCAAGUCUCGUGGGUGCCACAGAAGUCACGAGCCUAUCUGGACGUCCACAGGGUUAAUGAUCAGAGAAUUCUCGGCAAAUGUGGGGGCUACUGUGGCUUUUGCGCUCCAAGCAUGGACUUGAAACUGGAGGUAUUGUCCUAGCCGUCUACAAAAUCAAGUCGUCGAGGAUCCUUUGGUGAUUCCUAGAGGAAAUCAUGGGACUGAUGGUCACGAGUGUCAUCUCCAGGUGGAGGAUGAGCACUUUUCUCUUUCUCUCUUUAGGAAAGAGGGUACUCUCACCAUCGUCGUCUUCUAGUAUUAAUAACUUAUUAAUAUAGAUCCUAAUGUUUAUUUUUACAUGAAGCAUUGAUAACGUGGACGUGAGACUUUUUCUAAGCUGAGGCUAACGAUAAUUCAGUAGUUUAGGUGAUAGUAACCGAAUUGUCGCAGACACUGAGAGGAGAAACUGGGAGUUGAUGUUCUUCCUCUUGGAGUUAUCAUAAGUGCUCUCUAAUUGAAUCAAUGAGAAAUUGACAAUGCGGGUUCACUGCCAUAUUUGUCCAUAAUACGUGCCUUUCGUCGAAAUUGGAGUGAAUCUCAUUCUGGCUUCGAUGAUCCAAUGAGAUCGAAUUUAUUGCAAUAUUUGUAGAAUAUAUCAGUGCAAAGGGGUAAAAAGUAACAAAUCAAUUCAGUUAAUUGGUGAAUUUUUGGGAAUAAUUCUGAAUCUAAAAAAGAUGUCAAUCGUUUUAUUAGAAUCUUUUUUGUAGCUCACAUCUAAAAUUACAAGAAAAACAUGAAAAAAUGUCAAUAUCUCUUUUAGAUUUCCAAAUAUUCCUUAAAACUCAAUUUGUUAUUCUGUACUUCAUCUUUACUGAUUUGCAUUGGUGUCUUCAAUGUUGCGACAUUUUCGAAGAAUUUUAGGAUAAAGAUAUAGUGGUAUUAGUAGAUAAUAAAUGUUGAAUGAGGAAGUGAAUUAUUUUCAAAAGAAUUAGGUGAAUUAUCGUUCACUAUUUCGAUGUUUUUGGACGGAUGGGACUGUUGAUGGCCCGCAUAGACUGCCAUUUAUCGUGUAUUUUUUUUACGUUCAAGGAAUUUUUUUGCAUUAGGCAGCGAAAUAUCGCAACGUUAUUCGAGCGAUUAACUUCGACCGUGUUCUUCUACUUUUUCUUUAUUUUUCCACUCGUGGUGGAGGAGUAUAAUUGUAAAAUAUGGAAUGCCUCCGUAGCAGUGAAUAUGAAGGAUCAGAUAAUUUUUACUGCCAAAUGUACAAGUAUUUGUUGAAAUUAUCGAAUUGGCGUUAAUUCGGAGAAAAAUUAUCUCGAUAAAUUAUAAUUAAUAUUAUUGAUAGAUUAUCUCGAAUUAUUAUUACUGUACUCCUAUCAAUAUUUCCUGCAUUGGGGAAGACAGAUUUCUCAUGUGCAUUGAAUGAACAAGGCAUAUUUUUCGUCGAUUAUUUUUCGUUCUGACUCCGCAUAUUCUUAUUUCAAAAUCUACCACGCAAGUCUGACUAGUAAUUUAUGAACAAAUAAUUAUUUUUAUUUUUGCUUCGCUAUCAGUAAGAUUGUUAUAUGGGAUUAAAUAAACUUUAAAUGAUAGUGUGUGUAUUGUAUUAUACAGGUAGAAAAUUUACUAGAGAAUUUUUUAUGUGAACCAGUGUAUGUGAAGCGUUGUUUAAAGAUAAAUAUAAGAGCCAUUGUUAAGUGGUGCUGAUGGCUAUUA